Molecule: messenger RNA, 2088 nt
Organism: Patiria miniata (bat star)
Lineage: Eukaryota; Metazoa; Echinodermata; Asteroidea; Valvatida; Asterinidae
Gene: rnf14
Product: E3 ubiquitin-protein ligase RNF14-like
Exons: 7
Coding region: 284-1786 (500 amino acids)
Biological process (GO): ubiquitin-dependent protein catabolic process; protein polyubiquitination; positive regulation of proteasomal ubiquitin-dependent protein catabolic process
Cellular component (GO): cytoplasm; ubiquitin ligase complex
Molecular function (GO): ubiquitin protein ligase activity; zinc ion binding; ubiquitin conjugating enzyme binding
Source: RefSeq, a predicted model, not a curated record
CAGCAUUACCGGCUGUGGCGCAACGUGUAAUGUUCCGGUGGUAAGUUACUUGUUGCAGUUGCGAGCGAAAAACUUCAUGCAAAUUGCAUGUAUUACUCCCCAUCAGUGAACGUUAUUGAACACCAACUCCUGCAGUUUUGUUUCUUCAGGCUUGUGAGCUACAGUGCCUGGGGUGCUUUUGAAAGGAAUCGUUGGUUUCAUUUAUACCAGAAACAUAUAAUGAUAAUAAAUGAUAAUAAUUUUUUAAUAAUUGAGAGACAUCGGUAAAUGCCUACAGUGUAAGAUGAACAGUGAGGAUACGGAGGCACAAGCCGACGAGGUGACAGCUCUCGCCAGCAUCUACGAGGAGAGGAUCUUCGUGGCCGAUGACGACAAUAACGGAGGGCAGUUCUCGGUGUAUCUGGAGCUGCCCGAGGAGUUCUUCCUCAAGCUCGAGGGUCCGCUGAUCCAGCAAGCAAAGAAAACUGGUCUUAAAUUGGCCGAGGGGGAUGAUGGUAGUGCGCUGCUGCGCGUCAGUCACCUGCCACCCAUCGUGCUGAACUUCCAGUACCCCGAGGACUACCCAUCCAAGUCAGCUCCCUCCUUCACUCUGUCCUGCAAGUGGCUGAGUGUGGAUAAGUUGUCUCAGCUUUGCUCCCAUCUGGAUCGCAUCUGGGAUGAGAACCGUGGCGAAGUCAUCAUCUUUCAGUGGACUCAGUUCCUUACCGACGAAAGCCUUGGCAUCUUGGGCAUCCAGUCCCCCCUGUCAUUAGACUUCCGGAGGGUCUUGCGUUCGAACUCGGUGGAGGCGAGCGGGUCCUCCAGAGACGAAAGAACAGACGAAGCUUCAGGAAACGAUUCGGAAGACCAGAACAAGAGAACGCCUCUUUCCGAUAGCGAGAGAGAUCCAAAUCUGAGCAAUUUAGAUCCCCGUGCUGUCCAAGACAUCGGCAGUGGGAAUUUACUGUUACUGACGCUGAUAGAGCACAACAGGGCAGAGCGCCAGAGGGUCUUCGAUAACUCGUUGUACAGUUGCCUGGUGUGCUUCUGCGAGAAGCUGGGCUCCUACUGCAUCAACUUCAUAGGAUGCAACCAUGUCUACUGCAAGGACUGCGUCAGGGGAUACUUCCAGGUUCAAAUCGAAGAAGGGAACGUGAAGGCCCUAAACUGUCCUGAUACGGAGUGCGACUCGCCUGCAAUGCCUUCACAGGUGUGUGAAUUGGUCGGCAAGGAGUUGUUUGCAACCUACGAUCGUCUCCUGCUGCAGCGCACCCUGGAAGGCAUGGACGACAUUGUCUACUGCCCUCGUUUGUCCUGUCAGUGUCCAGUCAUGCGCGACAAGGAGUCUACCAUUGCUGUGUGCUCUGCCUGCGCGUACCCUUUCUGCGUGAAAUGCCGGAUGGCAUACCACGGUGUGUCUCCUUGUAGACUACGGAAAGAAGAAAUAUUGAAGCUGCGGAAGGAGUAUGAAGAAGGGAGCGUGGAGGCGAGGGCCAAGCUGGAGCAGCAUUUUGGCAAGCGUGUCUUUCGAGAGGUCCUGGAAGAGUUUGAGUCCCAGAAAUGGAAGGAGGAGAACAGUAAAGAGUGUCCCAAGUGCCACACCAAUAUUGAGAAGAUCGACGGUUGCAACAAGAUGGCCUGCUCCCAGUGCCGCACCUUCUUCUGCUGGGUCUGUCUCAAGAUCUUGUCCCACUCUGUCCCCUAUCAGCACUACAACGACCCAAAAAGUCGGUGCUUCAACCAGCUUUUCAACGUAGGGGGACCCGCUGCUCGGGCUGCCGACGACGAUGGAUGGUUGUUUGUAUGACAUUGACUGCAAUCAAUGACAGAGAAGCUUACAAUUCACGGCUGUACUUGUGGAGUACUUGUUGAGGUCCAAGUUUGUCUUCAUAUACUGAUCUUAUGGUGUAAGAAUGAAGCUUAUCCACAAGGGCAUUUUAGUCCAUCUUAAUUAUAAUAAUGAACAUUUAUAAGGCGCCGAUAUCCGCCAAGCAAGAGGCUCAUGGCGCACAAUACAUACAAAACAAUUACAGUAUAAAUUAAGUUAACUUUGAAUAACAGAAAGUAGUGACAGAAGUAAUAAACAUCAACUUAUUAAACACAAAAACG